Vicugna pacos (alpaca) is the source of this 2263-nucleotide messenger RNA. The record is from RefSeq and is a predicted model, not a curated record. NCBI's taxonomy places the organism in Eukaryota, Metazoa, Chordata, Mammalia, Artiodactyla, Camelidae.
AUGUCCAAACGCAAAGAUAAAGAGAACCUUCAGACGGGAGUCGGCUCUAGAAGCAAACUCAGGCUCCUGCCUCAUCAGGCAGAGCAGGACGACUCCGCCAAGUUCAUCGUGCUCACCCUGGUCUCCAUCGUGGCCGUCGUGGGGGUCCUCCUGGCGUCCAGCGUCUUCUACUGCCUGCGCCACAGCUCUCACCACAGGCUGAAAGAGAAGCUCUCGGGACUCGGGGGUGGCCCGGGCCCGGAUGCGCCCAGCGCCUACCAGGAGCUGUGCCGGCAGCGCAUGGCCGUGCGCACGUCCGAGCGCCCGGAGGCCCCGCACACGUCCCGCGUCAGCAGCGUGUCGUCUCAGUUCAGCGACGGGCCGAUGCCCAGCCCCUCUGCGCGGAGCAGCACCUCGUCCUGGUCGGAGGAGCCUGUGCAGCCCAACAUGGACAUCUCGACCGGCCACAUGGUCCUGGCCUACAUGGAGGACCACCUGGAGGACAAGAACCGGCUGCAGCGGGAGUGGGAGGCCCUGUGCGCCUACCAGGCAGAGCCCAGCUGCUCCAGUCAGCCACGGAAGAUUCUCCUAGAUCUGACAGGCAGACAGGACGAGCGGGCGGGGAGGUUACGUGUCGGGAGCAGCCCUGUCUUGGCCGGGUUCUCCUCCUCCUUUCUUCGGCCUCAGAACCAGCUGGGGUGGGGAGGCCUGGGUGUGCUGACCUACGACCACUCCAGGGUCCGGCUGAACUCGGGAAACAGCCACAGCAGCUCCGACUACAUCAACGCCAGCCCCAUCAUGGACCACGACCCGAGGAAGCCCGCGUACAUCGCCACCCAAGGACCGCUGCCCGCGACUGUCGCUGACUUCUGGCAGAUGGUGUGGGAGAGUGGCUGCGUGGUCAUCGUCAUGCUGACCCCCCUCUCGGAGAACGGCGUCAGGCAGUGCUACCACUACUGGCCGGAUGAAGGCUCCAACCUCUACCACAUCUACGAGGUGAACCUGGUCUCCGAGCACAUCUGGUGCGAGGACUUCCUGGUGAGGAGCUUCUACCUGAAGAACCUGCGGACCAGUGAGACGCGCACCGUGAGCCAGUUCCACUUCCUGAGCUGGCACGACCAGGCCGUGCCGGCCUCCACGCGGUCCCUCCUGGACUUCCGCAGAAAAGUAAACAAGUGCUACAGGGGCCGUUCUUGUCCAAUAAUUGUCCACUGCAGUGACGGCGCAGGCAGAAGUGGCACCUACGUCCUGAUCGACAUGGUCCUCAAUAAGAUGGCCAAAGGUGCUAAGGAGAUCGACAUUGCGGCGACGCUGGAGCACCUGAGGGACCAGAGACCAGGCAUGGUCCAGACCAAGGAGCAGUUCGAGUUCGCGCUGACGGCGGUGGCCGAGGAGGUGAACGCCAUUCUGCAAGCCUUUCCCCAGUGAGCACGUUUCCCGGGGCCUCGGAGGAGCCCCGGCCCGGGCACUGCCGCCGUCGGGACCGAGGACGACUCGGCUGUGUCUCCUGGAGCGGCUGCCCGGUGGUCGGCCCUGAGGCUCUGCGGUCUGUGCCGUUCAGCAGUUAAAAUGUGUAUUUUUGUUCAGCCAGACAGUACUAAACAGAGGUCUGUGGGAACAUGCAGUUACGGGGCGGCCGGUUCAUCUACUUUCACUCUCUUGGAAAAAAGGUUUAUUUUUCCUUAAAGCACACCUUUCAUUCCUUGCUGCAAACCCUGUCGUCCUGACGAUGCAGUGACCCACGCAGCCAGGACGGCCCCCAGAAGAGAGCUGGCUCGUGAUCGGAACUUUCUGAAGGAGCUUCUGCUGUGCGUGGAGAGGCCCAGGGCAGCUGGCCGGGCCCCCGGCCGCAGGCUCUGUCUUCAUGACGGUCCCUUGCGGGGAGAAACCAGCAGUUGGGACGUGCGGGCCGGACGCAGCUUGGGGGCAGGCGACAGGAGAACCACCCCCGCGCUUGGUUCAACCCAGGCCACUCGACACCCCCCAGGCACGGCUGACAGCCCCCCUCAACCGCCCACCCCAGGGUGGGCGGGGGCCCCGGAGGACAAGUGCCGUCCCACUGGAGCACCUGCUUCCCGGCCCCCCGCCCCCGAGACGCCUCACCUGGGAGAGGCAGGGGGUGGCUUCCAAUCUCCAGACACGGUUUUAACUUAUAAUAGGGAUUUGCACUUUGCAAAAUCAAGUGCAGCUAGUGAACGCUCUCCUGCAGGCUGACCCAGUUCAGGGAGGGCUGGGAGGAGCACGUAGUGAGCCCCCGGCAGGCACGUGUGGCCCCUCAAGGGGC